CUCUCUCUUGCACACACACACACACAUACACACUCUUGUAUACACAUACAAUUAGGAUAAAUUCAGUUUGUUAUUUGCUUCUUUCAAAUAUACAACAUUAGAUAGAUAAUAGAAAACUUUCUACGUCAAAUAUUUGAUAGAUCUAGCACUAUUUCAUCGAAUGAAUGAGUAAAAAAAGAACAGAACAGUACAAAACAAACUUUAUAAUUCAAUGAUAUUUUAUACUAUUGAAUGCCAAUUAUUCUAUUUAAUAUAACAAUUAUAGAGAUAUAUAUAUAUGUAUCAUGUUAUGAAAAUAGAAUGAAUGAGGAAUUCAAUAAAAAUUUUGAUCCCAUAGCAACAAAUUUAGAAGAACAUACAAAAAAUUCUAAAGAAAAUCAAUCAAUCAAUAUUAUAAAUACAUUACAUGAUCAACAAUUGUAUAAUAAUAAUAAUAAUAAUAAUAAUAGUACUCAAGACUAUAAUACUAUAGAAACUAUUCUAGAACAAAAUAAUUGUGUACAAAUCAAUAAUGAAUUAUUAUUUCAACAAAAUGAUACAUCUAAUAUAAAAGUAUUUAAUAUUGUCCUUGAAGAAGAAGAAGAUGAUGAUGAUGAUUUGGAAUAUAAUCAUAAAGAGGAGAAAUCAACGGAACAUAUAUAUUAUCUUCCAUUAGCUAUAGGGAAUUCAAAUACAUCUAAUGAAAUAUUAGGAAAAGAAUUUAUUACUACUUUAACCGAUUCAAAUUCAAAUAGUAUAUCAGAUAAAAUUUUAUAUGAUUUAGGUAAAUCCUUAAUGAAUAGUCAUGAUGAUGAUGAUGUGAUGAAUAAAGAAGAGUAUUCAAAAGAAGUAAUGAAUGAUUCAUCUAAAUUGAUAAUGACAAGUUUUGAUGAGAAUUGUUCUAAUGUAGAAACUGUCAAUACUAGUGUGACGACGAUGACGACGACAACGACAACAACAACAACAACAACAACGAUAGUUACUACUAGUUCUGUUAUUACUAAUAUAACAACAAAUACUACUAAUAUGAUAACUACAACUUCUACACCUAUUUGUAGUCCUAAAAUUGAUCUGAUUACUGUAAAUUUAUUGAGUUCAAAUGUUAUACCAGAAAGUAUAGCACAACAAUUUAAUCAAAUAGCUAAACUUAAUAAAAGUAAUUUAAGUAGUAAACGAACAAUUAGAACAACUACAGCAAAACUUAGUCCAUUUACAGAUUCUAAACGUCAAGCAAGUUUUGAAGAUGCACAUCUUACAGAGAUUAAUUCUAAUACUGAUUUAAAUAAAAAUAUACAAAAGAAUUUAUUGAACGAUACAUAUCAUGCUCGAUUUCAUAGUGAUGAAAUAGCAACAUUACAAGAUUAUGUUUUAAAACCUCAAACUGAAACUAUUCUUGAUUUGGAAUAUACUAAUUUAGAAAAUACUGAUAUUGAUCAUGUUAAUUCUUCAUCUAAUACAGGAUCUAAUAAAAAUAGAAACAGUAAUGUAUUUCGUAGUAAAAGUGCUUUAAGUACUUUACCACAAACUAAAAGAGGACAACGAUAUGAUCAUGGACAUCAAUCGGAACCUAGUUCACAAGGCACUGAUUCUGUUUACAGACAGUCACCUCUUUUAGCCCAUGAAAAUGUAUCACAUUCUCAAGGUCAAAGCAGUGGUUUUACUGCUUCAGAAGAAGGUUCUUCGAGUUCACUGCCAUCUUUAGAUACUGGAGGUAGUAGUUCAACUGGUGGAGGGUGUAGCAGUGGUCACACACAAACUGCAGAUGAAGAUCAUUCUAUUGGAGACGAAUUGAAUUCAGCUAAUACUAACAUUUUACAUUCCAUUUCCAAAAUAUCAAAAAAUAAUAACGAGUGUGAUAAACAUAAUUCUCAACUGUUACAUUCAGAUGAAGCGAAAAAUCUUCAGUCAGAUAAUGUAUCAUCUGAUAAAACUGUGUUAAUAUUGUCGAAAAGGCGACAUGCUGUCAAAGAACUUAUUCAUGUUGAAAAAGAAUAUGUGAAUGCAUUAACUACUCUAGUCAAUAUGUACAUGAUACCUUUGAAGCAAGAAAAGAUUCUAGAUGAUCAACAAGUGGAUACUAUAUUUUUUAAAGUGCAAGAAUUACUCAUGUAUCAUAUGAGUUUUUUAAAUACACUUCAAAUGUGGGAAUUAACAAAUACAGUUGGUGAUAAGUUACUUGAUAUGUUUUCACGUGAAGCAGUUGCAAUGUGCUAUUGUACAUUUGUAGAUAAUUUUUCCAAUUCUGAACGAACUCUAGAAACAUGCUGGAAUACAAAAUCAUCAUUUCAGAAAUUCUGUGAAAUGAAGUUACGGAUGAAUCGUAAUAAACUUCCAUUGAAAGCGCUUCUUGUACAACCUGUUCAACGGAUACCCCGAUAUGAGUUACUUAUUAAGCGUUUAUUAGAAUCAACUCCUAAAGACUAUUCAGAUCAUGCAUUACUUGUUGAAGCAGAAAGUGCUAUACAUCGAUUGGCUUUAAGAGUGAAUGCUGUACAUGCUGCUGGUGAAGAUGAAAAUAUUGUAGAUGGUAUACGAUUAAUUGAAAAACUUUUAGCACCUGCUACUUUAACACCAACACGUCAAUAUGUUCGACAUGAUAUUGUUUCAGUUGAAGAACGAAAAGAUCCUGUAUGUAUAUUUAUGUUCACAGAUCAAAUUGUUUUCACAGUUGCAAGACGCAGAGGAAGUCAAGUGAUCAAGAAACCGAUAUUUCUUCGUUUGCAGUCCAUUCGUGGAGUUGAUGCCAUUGAAAAUAUUAAAUAUAAAAUUUAUCAUCGAUUAGGCAUUGAAGCUAUAGAACUGGAAUCACGUUUAGAAGUUGGCAUUGAACCAACUGGACAACAUAAAGAGGUAAAAGAUAAAAAAGAUUUGGCAUUACUGGCUGAAAUUGAAAAUAUUUCAGCGAGAUUAGAUUUUCGACAUUAUGAUCUAGAUGCUGUUGUGCGUAAAAUGUAUAUGUCUAUUCAAAAAGAACUUGAAGAUUUACGUACAGCUAGAAAUACAACAACACCUAUGCCUGGUAAUAUAUCAAUUUUUACCGCUACUAGCAAAGAAGGUGUUGAACGUUAUGAGUUAAUGUUUCCAAAUAGUGCAAAACGAAAAGAAUGGGAGAGAACAAUACUCGAAUUAAAACGUCAAUUAAGCUCUGUUAAAAGAAUGGCACGAUUUAAUGAGGCUGUUCAAAUUCCACGUACAUUACCAGGAAUACAACUUUCAUGUGCAUCUAUGAUUGAAUCAUCUCCUCUUGUGGCUGAAACACCUUGUGAUGUAUGGAUAUGUGCAUCUGAUGGUUAUACUGGUUAUGUUUGUCUACUGACAGUCCAUCCAAAACCUAACGUCUAUUUCAAUGUUCCUUUGUCCGGAUGUACAUCUCGAAUCACAUGUAUAUGCUCUAUUCCUGGCUAUAUUCAUCCUGGAUUAAGAAGAACAUCCCACAGUCUAGGAGUUCAAAGUAUUCGGUCGAGAUAUGGAAUGGAAAAGAAACGUUCAGCCACUAUGGAUCAGCCACUUUUAGAAGUAGAACAACAGGUAACAGAAGAAAAUAAUCGUCAACAAAAACUGUCUGCAGCAUUUUCAGAAAAAGCAUCUCGGAUGAUUACAAAUGAGAAAGUGGUUGAUUCAAAGGUUGUGGAUAAAAUAGAAUCAAAUACAAACAAUGAUGCAAACAAAAAUGCUGGAACUACAUUAGAUGAUGAUGUAAGAUGUAGGAAAAGUAGCAUUCCACAAGACAUAAGCACAAGUUCUCAUUCAACUACUCCACCUGAUACACCAACCAAUACAGAAUCUACAUUGAAACUCUCAGAUGGAGAUGAAUCUAAAGGUGAUGAUAUUUUAAAUCUACCUAAGAAAUGUGAUAUUGCUCUAGAAUCUAGUGAAAUUAACGUGCAACAAAGUCAUGAGUUGAUUACUCAAGCACACCAUGAAAAAUCUAAUUCGUUUGAAAAAAUUAAAAACGAACCACAACAAGAGAUUAGUUUAGAUAUUUAUGCUGAAUAUACUGAUGAUCAAGACGAUCCUACAUCGAAUGAUUCAGAUUCUUCUGAUAUUAGUGAAACAGAAGGUGAUUUAACACAACAAAUAAUUUCAGAGAAUUUAUCAGAUAACUCAUUAUUCAAAGAAUCUGAACAGAAUAUACAAUCAUCUUGUGAAUACGAUGGCAAGACAGAUGAAUAUUCAAAUUCACAUGGUAAAAAUCAUUGUCUCACUAAUUCAACACAACCAUUAAUGUGGUUGGGUACAGAAGAAGGAAGAUUAUAUGAUUUUGGAAAUGGAUGUGGAUAUGUUGCUCAAUUUCGUGGAUUGAUUGAGUAUUUUAUGUUUUACGCAACUGAUAAUCUAAAGACAAGUAGACAACGUCAGAAACUCAGUUUAUCCCAUGGAAUCAAUAAUAUAUUGCAUUUCGAUGUGCAUAUAUUUGUUGCUUGUGCAAACGGUGAUCUUAUUGUGUACAAACGUAACUCAGAUGGUUUAUGGGAUGUUGAUAAACCGAUACAUGUGAAAUUACAGCCUAAUUCUAAUGAACCAGUUAUUGUAAGACGUAUGUUAGUUGUUGCCGGUAAAAUAUGGUGUGCAGCGCAUCGUUCAAUAUUUAUUUUAAAUCCCGCAACACUUACUUCAGAACUUUCAUUCCCACUGAAUGGUAAUUAUGCAGAUCCACGUGGAAUACAAUUGAUGGCUUAUGGAAAACAAACUGUAUGGUUAGCAACAGAAAAUAGUUCACGUAUUAGUUUAUAUCAUGCUACAACAGGUGAAUUUCUAAUGGAGAUUGAUUUAAAGCCUAUUGUACUUCAAAGGUUACAAGAUUGUGAUGAAAUUAUCAUGAGACAUAAAGAAGCUUGUCUAAGAAUCACAUGUUUAACAGUAUGCAAAGAUUUAUUGUGGGCUGGAACGAGUGCAGGAGUUAUUGUCACUGUUGCAAUACCGAAGCUCGGUACAGGACCUACACACGAGAACAUUAAACAACCUCAGUUAGAGACUUUAUCAUAUGGACAUAUUGGACAAGUUCGAUUCCUUGUAACUUUGGAUAAUAUAGCAGAUGAUGAAAAUUCAAUAACAUGUAAAAAUGAAAAAAUAAAUACAUCUAAUCAAUCAAUAUACAUAUCAAAUUCAGCAAUGACCCCAUUUUCUGAUAAAGUAACAUCAUCGGAUAAUAAUGAAACAAACACAUCAUCUCAUUUAGUUAGUUCUAGUCGAACAACUGAUCAUAGUCAAUCUGGUCAAUUAUCUAGACAUCAUUUUAGUGGUAGUCGUAGAUCAUCAAUAAAUCCAUGUACUACUAUUAAUACAAAAAUGAAAGUGAUUAGCGGUGGUGAAGGACGUGAAGAAUUUAGUAAAAAAGAUUUAACAACAUUGGGAAUAUAUGAUAAUAAUCUUUGUUGUACUAUUGGUGAUGAUGACAGUGACAAUUAUGUUCUUAUUUGGGAUGUGAAAUAA
Schistosoma mattheei is the source of this 5412-nucleotide messenger RNA. NCBI's taxonomy places the organism in Eukaryota, Metazoa, Platyhelminthes, Trematoda, Strigeidida, Schistosomatidae. The record is from the annotation of a GenBank genome assembly.